Clonostachys solani is the source of this 1797-nucleotide messenger RNA. The record is from the annotation of a GenBank genome assembly. Lineage: Eukaryota; Fungi; Ascomycota; Sordariomycetes; Hypocreales; Bionectriaceae.
AUGGCGUAUCUACUAGAUCAUAUGCAAAUGGUAUCCCUCCGGGGAAAAGAGUACGUAUUCAACCUUGAAGGUGGAAUGCCGGACUGGCGUGAGGAACCCUCCCGGCAAUUGUACAUGGAUUCAUUCAUCCUUUUCGCGCUGCCGGUCGAUUCCGACACCGUGGGAACAUACCGACUCAAAGGGAUGAAAACAGUGCUCGAGCACUUGACCAGGAAUAGAUACCAAUGGUUGCAUUCCGGCAUGUUCAGCCUCAAGGUUGACCAUGUAAUGUGGACUGACAUCUUCAGCGCAUAUAUGCCAGGCCAGCCAAAACCCAAGUUCCCUUGGAAGGUGCCGGAGCUCUCUUCCCUAACGGGUUUACCCUCCUUCGUCUAUAAGGCAUGGAGGACUGGGAUGGGCCUAACCUGCGGUUACCCAUCACUCAAGGAUGAGACGUCGACAGAACUGGCGCUAUCAAACGUCUCCAGGAUGUCAACCGAAGAGCGGGUACGCAGUUUCUUGGAAUAUGAGCGGCUGGAGCAGUGGUGUACAACCCGAGGGGUUAUGCCAGUCAAGCAGAAGCAGACGCAACUUGUGGAAAGCGAAGAAGGAGCACAGUGGCCUCCCGAGCUGGGCCACUGGUCAGCGGCCCAAGAAGGAGAGACAGUGCAGGCAGCCGUGGCGAAAUCGCCAAUGCCGCCGAAAGAAACACCCCUCUUGAGUGGCUGCAUGGGACCCGAUAAUUUGGAGGAGUUAGUGACCUUGAAAGGUGAGGUUGACGCAUUGGUUGACGUGUUAAGGCAUAUUGCCCACGUCCGAGCUAAGCAAAGCGGCCCUGCAGCAGAGAUCCUUGUUGCACUCACGAGGAUGCAUAAGAAAAACCCCAUCCUAAGGUACAUGCAAGGGGAACCAGCAGCAGCACCACCAAGAGAAGAAGUUGAGCGGGAUCUGCAUUUGGGAUCUGGGCUCUCCCGCAAGACGGUUCUGGAUCUUUUACAGUGCGAGACCAUGAUGUCAACAAUCUGGACAUUCCCAGACUUCCACCUACUAGCCGGUCCGGUCUCAAUGCGCGCAAGCCGCAAGGGGGGUUUCCUUGUAGACGAGGGGGAAGAAUCAUCGACCAUGUUAACCAAUCGCGCCUUUCUCGAAUGGGAGGGGUCUGGAUCGUUGGAGGCGAUCAUUAACGCCUUGGUAACACCUACCCCCGAUACGCAUGGAAGAUGCAGGCCAUAUCUGUCAGCCCGCCCUGACAUCAUACAGGUGACUGUUGGAAGUGUCAAGGCGGAUGUGAGACCUCCAAGAGAGCUUGAUGUGUGGAUCGGCUGCUUCAGGGCACCAGGAGUCUACAGCCACCAACACUACACACAACAUUACCUACUUGUUGGCGUGGUUUCCAUCAGCUGCGAGGGUAGGCACACAAGUUCGUUCUGUGACCCGAUUGGAUAUGGCAAUGACAGGGGCUGGGCCCCAGGGCAGAAAGACCUGUCGACCAUCAUUAUUAGCAAGGAAACUUCGGGCCUGCUCAUGUACGCCGCGUCAGCGCCGUGGAUUACAAAAGACUCUGUAGCCCAGAGAGAUCAGCCAUUGCCGCCAAAACCGCUAGAGCUUUAUGCCAUGCUCGCCGAAUUCGAGCCGUACCGCAAUGGAACAGCCCUGCUCGGUGAAUUCGAGCCGUUCCCUGAUAAAAGAACCGCCGCCACACAACCAGACUAUCAUGCUACGCAACACCAAGGCAACAGCGCAGCUGUCUAUACGCGCGGGGAACAGGUUGGCAGGCUGAACGAUGGGCGAAAGGCACCACACGGUGAGGUUAGCUAG